Molecule: messenger RNA, 495 nt
Organism: Thalassophryne amazonica
Lineage: Eukaryota; Metazoa; Chordata; Actinopteri; Batrachoidiformes; Batrachoididae
Product: 12 kDa FK506-binding protein-like
Exons: 4
Coding region: 132-458 (108 amino acids)
Molecular function (GO): peptidyl-prolyl cis-trans isomerase activity
Source: RefSeq, a predicted model, not a curated record
GGUUACACCCAUAAGUUAAAAAAAGAAGACAAAUAUUUCCUGAAGCCUGACGGGCUCCUCCUCACGUCAUUGAAAAGGACUUCAAACCGAGGACAACCAACGCGUUUGGAUUCAGGGAAAGACACAAAACCAUGGGAGUAACCGUGGAUACCGUUAAAGCUGGGGACGGAAAGACGUUUCCAAAGACAGGAGACAAAGUCUUUGUGCACUACACCGGCACAUUGGUAAAUGGGACGAAGUUUGACUCCUCCAGGGACCGGGGAAAACCAUUUUCAUUCCAUAUUGGAAGGAAUGAAGUCAUUCGUGGCUGGGACGAGGGUGUAGCUCAGAUGAGUGUUGGCCAGCGGGCCAAACUGACCUGCACACCAGACUAUGCUUAUGGGGAAAGAGGAUUCAGUACCAUAAUCCCAGCAAACGCCACCCUCAUCUUUGACGUGGAACUGAUUGAUAUAAAAUAAAGUCACCUUUAAUUAAACAUGAAUGAUUUCAUAAAUU